AGUACUAGUAUAUCUGAAAUGCUCUUUUGACAAAUGUCCCGCAUAGAAGUAUUUUUGACCCGCUAAAAGAAAAACCCCCAAAAACAAUUGCUUCCGGGCUUAACCCCACAGUAUCAGUACUCAUUUGAUUUGAAUUUUAAAGUAUUUGACGAAAUGCCUGAAUGAUUUUUGCUCUAAACCCAGUAGAUUCUUUCCCAUUUUCUUCACCAUUGAGUUACAAGAGUAGGCAUAGUUGAUUGAGGCUAUUCAGCCAUGACAAGCUCUUGGCAGAGGAAGGAGCUUCCCUUUCUCAUUCUCUAUGCCGUUGGGUUUUACUUUAUCAUCAUUCGUCGUUCUCUCCAAAUUUCUCACGAUCAUUACACCAAACUUUAUGGGCUUCGACCUGGCUGGAUCGCUGAUCGACUCAAUGAUGUAUCAGAUGCUCAGUGGAGAAAUUUUCGGGGCAACUUGCUGAUUCUUACCUUGGUUUUUGGAAUCUUCGCUCUAGUGGCUACUGCAUCUAGAUCAUAUGGCCUAAAAGCAAAGGGAAUGUCAAUCGUUUGGCUUUUACUGUCUAUGGCUUAUUUGUCAUAUCUCCAUGGAGCUUGCAUUGUGUACAUCUUGUCAAUUGCUUCAGCUAAUUAUCUUCUAGUUAAGGUAUGCGGAAGGACCAAAUAUGUCUUCCUGUUGUGGAUAUUUAAUCUUGCAUUUUUAAUAUGUAACCGUGUUUAUGGAGGAUAUCCAUUUUUCCUCUUUGGGCCAAAGUGGGCCUACUUGGACAAUUAUCGAGGCACAUUUAGGUGGCAUAUAUGCUUUAACUUUGUUGUCCUGCGAAUGAUUAGCUUUGGGUACGACUACCAUUGGGCAGGUCAUGAUAAUCGCUUUGACCUAGAGAAGCAUGUUCAGCGUUGCAAUAAUUGCUCAUCAGGAAAAACAUGCUACCGGCUAUUACAGGGAAGGAGUCUCAAAAGCGACACAUUCUCCUUUACUAUAUACUUGUGUUACCUGAUUUAUGCACCUCUUUAUAUUGCUGGACCAAUUAUUAGCUUCAAUGCAUUUGCUUCACAGUUGGAUACUCCUCAGAAAACAUACUCAGUACAAGAUGUAGUGUGGUAUGGACUACGCUGGAUUUUUAGCUUGAUGCUAAUGGAGACAAUGACACAUUUCUUUUAUUACAAUGCUUUCGCCAUCAGUGGAACAUGGAAAUACUUAUCUCCAUUGGACAUCUUCGUCAUUGGGUAUGGAGUAUUGAAUUUCAUGUGGCUCAAGUUUUUUCUGCUUUGGCGCUACUUCAGAUUCUGGUCACUGGUCAAUGGCAUUGAGGCUCCUGAGAAUAUGCCAAGGUGUUUAAAUAAUUGCUACAACUUGGAAAGUUUUUGGAAAAACUGGCAUGCCUCCUUUAACAAAUGGCUUGUUAGAUAUAUGUAUAUUCCUCUUGGAGGUACACAGAGAAAACUGCUAAAUGUGUGGGUCAUCUUCACGUUUGUUGCUAUAUGGCAUGAUUUGGAGUGGAAGCUUCUUUCUUGGGCAUGGUUGACAUGCAUAUUCUUUGUACCAGAAAUGAUGGUAAAAUCGGCAGCGAACGCUCUCAAGGUGGAGAGCUCUUUUGGCAAGUUCCUUUGCCGUGAACUUAGUGCUGUUGCUGGGGCUAUCACCAUCACUUGUCUCAUGGUGGCCAAUCUUGUUGGCUUUGUCAUCGGACCGUCCGGAAUCAACUGGUUUCUUUCUAGAUUUCUUCAGAAAGAAGGACUCCCGACACUUGGUGGCAUGUUUAUUACGUUUUACGUUGGCACUAAGCUGAUGUUCCAUAUAUCUGAAGCUAAGAAAAAUGCCCAUGGUAGAUGAUACAAAGAUUUGUUCCUGUCCGACUGAGCAGAAAAACAUAGUGAUGCAAGUGAGGAAGCUUUCAAGCAAUAAUUGUAUUGUAUCACGAGGCGUAUUGCUUGGUAUGUUUCAGGAUUUUUUUUGGGUCUUCGGACAGCGAGGUGGCCUUUUAGCUGGGUAUUUCAGUAUUCGUCUAUUUUAAGUUUUAUGUUCACCAGAUUGGUCAAUGUGAGCUCGCCAGGUUGCAGUUUUGUGUGGAUAACUCGGGUCUUACCACGGCAAGAAUGGGGCUAAGUGGGGUACAAAAUUUUUGGAGUUCGCUGCAAGCCUACAUUGGGUGAGCGUGUGCGCAGUUUGUGGUCUUUCAAUGAUCUAUUGUGAUAUAUUUGACAACUCGAGCCAAAGGGUAAAAGACAGAAAAUAGCAAGUUAUUUUCUUUACAGGCGUUUGUAUUGUGGUUCUUGGCUUCUUAUCAAACGGGCCAUCUCUCGUACGGGUAUUCUAAAAUUGCUUCAAUUCAUUUCAAGCUACAAUACAAUUGUCUCUCUUAAACUGCUUGUGAUCUGAAAGUCCAAACCUUGCUAAAAGGGUUUUAAUCA
Molecule: messenger RNA, 2402 nt
Organism: Nicotiana attenuata
Lineage: Eukaryota; Viridiplantae; Streptophyta; Magnoliopsida; Solanales; Solanaceae
Product: putative membrane-bound O-acyltransferase C24H6.01c
Exons: 19
Coding region: 253-1824 (523 amino acids)
Cellular component (GO): endoplasmic reticulum
Molecular function (GO): acyltransferase activity
Source: RefSeq, a predicted model, not a curated record